Pipistrellus nathusii (Nathusius's pipistrelle) is the source of this 4137-nucleotide messenger RNA. Lineage: Eukaryota; Metazoa; Chordata; Mammalia; Chiroptera; Vespertilionidae. The record is from the annotation of a GenBank genome assembly.
AUGGCGAGCGGCCGGGGCGCGCGGGCUCUCGGGCCGCCGGGGCGCCUCCCGCCGCCGCCGCUGUGCCUGCUGCUGCUGCUGCUGCUGCUGCGGAGCCCGGCCCGGGCCGCGCACAUCAAGAAGGCGGAGGCGACGAGCACGGCGACGAGCGCGGGCGCCGAGGCGGGCGAGGGCCAGUUCGACCGCUACUACCACGAAGAGGAGCUGGGCUCGGCGCUGCGGGAGGCGGCGGCCGCGGGGCCCCCGGGCCUGGCCCGCCUCUUCAGCAUCGGCCGCUCGGUGGAGGGCCGGCCGCUGUGGGUGCUGCGCCUCACGGCCGGCCUCGGGCCGCCCCUCCCUGACGGCGGCGCCGGGCCCGACGCGGCGGGGCCGCUGCUGCCCGGCCGGCCGCAGGUGAAGCUGGUGGGCAACAUGCACGGCGACGAGACGGUGUCGCGCCAGGUGCUCGUCUACCUGGCCCGGGAGCUGGCGGCCGGCUACCGCCGCGGGGACCCGCGCCUCGUCCGCCUGCUCAACACCACGGACGUGUACGUGCUGCCCAGCCUCAACCCCGAUGGCUUCGAGCGCGCCCGUGAGGGCGACUGCGGCUUCGGCGACGGCGGACCUCCCGGGGCCGGCGGCCGCGACAACAGCCGUGGCCGCGACCUCAACCGCAGCUUCCCGGACCAGUUCAGCUCGGGGGCGCCGCCCGCCCUGGACGACGUGCCAGAGGUGCGCGCCCUCAUCGACUGGAUCCGCAGGAACAAGUUCGUGCUUUCUGGAAAUCUGCAUGGUGGCUCCGUGGUAGCAAGCUAUCCUUUUGAUGAUUCUCCGGAACACAAGGCCACUGGAAUCUAUAGCAAAACCUCAGAUGAUGAAGUCUUUAAAUACUUGGCAAAAGCCUAUGCUUCAAACCACCCCAUUAUGAAAACAGGGGCCCCUCACUGCCCCGGAGAGGAGGAUGAGACCUUCCCAGACGGGAUCACGAAUGGUGCGCACUGGUAUGACGUAGAAGGUGGUAUGCAAGAUUAUAAUUACAUAUGGGCCAACUGUUUUGAGAUCACAUUGGAACUGUCUUGUUGCAAGUACCCCCCUGCUUCGCAGCUUCAGCAAGAAUGGGAGAACAAUCGUGAGUCUUUGAUCACAUUGAUUGAAAAGGUCCACAUUGGAGUUACAGGAUUUGUUAAAGACUCAGUAUCAGGAUCUGGCUUAGAAAAUGCAACCAUCUCAGUAGCUGGUAUUAAUCAUAAUAUCACAACAGGCAGAUUUGGUGAUUUCCACAGAUUACUUGUUCCUGGGACUUACAACAUUACAGCAGUUUUAAUUGGGUAUAUGCCACUGACUAUUAAUAAUGUAAUAGUGAAAGAAGGACCAGCUACAAAGGUGAAUUUUUCCCUGAGGCCAACUGUGAUCUCAGAAAUCCUUGACACAACGGAGGCUGUAGUAACUGCGAGCACAGUUGCUGUACUUGAUCUUUCUCCUGGAACACAGUCCUCCCACCAGCCAAUUCAGCCAAAGGACUUCCGCCACCACCAUUUCCCUGAUAUGGAAAUCUUCUUGAGAAGGUUUGCUAAUGAAUAUCCCAACAUCACCCGGCUCUAUUCAUUGGGAAAAUCAGUAGAGUCAAGAGAACUUUAUGUAAUGGAGAUAUCUGAUAAUCCCGGUAUUCAUGAACCAGGUGAACCAGAAUUUAAGUACAUUGGAAAUAUGCAUGGAAAUGAAGUGGUGGGACGAGAACUGCUAUUGAACCUUAUUGAAUACCUUUGUAAGAACUUUGGAACAGACCCUGAAGUUACAGAUUUGGUUCGUAGCACUAGAAUUCACCUGAUGCCAUCCAUGAAUCCUGACGGGUAUGAAAAGGCUCAGGAAGGAGAUUCAAUAAGUGUAAUUGGCAGAAACAACAGCAACAACUUUGACUUGAACCGAAAUUUCCCAGACCAGUUUGUUCAGAUCACAGAUCCAACCCAACCAGAAACCAUUGCUGUAAUGAGCUGGAUGAAGGCCUAUCCAUUUGUGCUGUCAGCAAACCUGCACGGAGGUUCUUUGGUGGUUAACUACCCUUUUGAUGAUGAUGAUCAAGGGUUUGCAACAUACAGUAAAUCACCUGAUGAUGCUGUGUUUCAGCAAAUAGCACUUUCUUAUUCCAAGGAAAAUUCCCAGAUGUUUCAAGGUAGACCUUGCAAGAAUAUAUACCCUAAUGAAUACUUUCCUCAUGGAAUAACAAAUGGAGCUAAUUGGUAUAGUGUCCCAGGUGGUAUGCAGGACUGGAACUAUUUACAAACAAAUUGCUUUGAAGUGACUAUUGAACUAGGUUGUGUGAAAUACCCGUUUGAGAAGGAUCUGCCAAAAUUUUGGGAACAGAAUCGAAGAUCUCUAAUCCAAUUUAUGAAACAGGUUCAUCAGGGUGUCAAAGGAUUUGUCCUAGAUGCCACGGAUGGCAGAGGUAUAUUAAAUGCCACCAUUAGUGUUUCUGAAAUCAAUCACCCAGUGACUACUUACAAAACUGGAGAUUACUGGCGUCUCUUGGUUCCAGGGGCUUAUAAAAUCACAGCAUCUGCUGAAGGGUACAAUCCAGUUACCAAGAACGUGACCGUGAAGAGCGAAGGUGCUGUUCAGGUCAACUUCACACUUGUUCGAUCUUCACCAGAUGCAAACAUUGAAUCAAAGAAAGGAAAGGGAGAUAGGACCAACACUGAUGAUGCCAGUGAUCCAACUACCAAAGAGUUUGAAACUUUAAUUAAAGACCUUUCAGCUGAGAAUGGUUUGGAAAACCUCAUGUUACGCUCCUCCUCAAAUCUGGCCCUUUAUCGAUACCACUCAUACAAAGAUUUAUCAGAGUUUUUAAGAGGACUUGUGAUGAACUACCCACAUAUUACAAAUCUUACCAAUUUGGGACAGAGUGCUGAAUAUCGUCAGAUUUGGUCUCUUGAAAUAUCCAAUAAGCCCAAUGUAUCUGAGCCUGAAGAACCAAAGAUUCGUUUUGUUGCUGGUAUCCAUGGAAAUGCUCCAGUUGGAACUGAAUUGCUUUUGGCUCUGGCAGAAUUUCUCUGUCUAAACUAUAAAAGGAACCCUGCUGUUACCCAAUUGGUUGACAGGACUAGAAUUGUGAUUGUCCCUUCUCUAAAUCCAGAUGGGCGAGAGAGAGCACAAGAAAAAGACUGUACUUCAAAGACAGGACAAGCAAAUGCCCGUGGCAGAGAUCUGGAUACAGACUUUACAAAUAAUGCUUCCCAGCCUGAGACUAAAGCCAUCAUUGAAAAUUUGAUUCAAAAACAGGACUUCAGUCUUUCUGUAGCCUUAGAUGGUGGUUCAGUUCUGGUCUCAUAUCCAUAUGAUAAGCCAGUACAAACAGUGGAAAACAAAGAGACUCUGAAGCAUUUGGCAUCACUUUAUGCAAAUAAUCAUCCAUCAAUGCACUUGGGUCAGCCCAGUUGCCCAAAUAAGUCAGAUGAGAAUAUUCCAGGAGGAAUAAUGCGUGGAGCAGAAUGGCACAGCCACCUGGGCAGCAUGAAGGAUUAUAGUGUCACCUAUGGCCACUGCCCGGAAAUCACGGUGUACACAAGCUGCUGCUACUUUCCUAGCGCAGCACAGCUCCCUUCCUUGUGGGCAGAAAAUAAAAAAUCUCUUCUUAGCAUGUUGGUGGAGGUUCACAAGGGAGUUCAUGGGUUUGUUAAAGAUAAGACUGGAAAACCAGUCUCCAAUGCAGUCAUUGUACUCAAUGAAGGAAUAAAGGUACACACCAAAGAGGGUGGCUACUUCCAUGUCCUGUUGGCGCCUGGUGUCCAUAACAUCAAUGCCAUCGCAGAUGGGUAUCAGCAACAGCAUUCACAGGUCUUUGUGCAUCAUGAUGCAGCUAGUUCUGUGGUCAUAGUCUUCGACACAGAUAACCGGAUAUUUGGUUUGCCAAGGGAGCUUGUGGUGACUGUAGCAGGUGCCACCAUGUCGGCAUUGAUCCUAACAGCUUGCAUUAUUUGGUGCAUCUGCUCAAUCAAGUCUAACAGACACAAGGAUGGCUUCCAUCGGCUCAGGCAGCAUCACGACGAAUAUGAAGAUGAAAUUCGCUUGAUGUCAACCGGCUCCAAGAAGUCCCUCUUAAGCCAUGAGUUCCAGGAUGAAACGGACACUGAAGAGGAAACAUUAUAUUCUAGUAAACAUUGA